Messenger RNA from Austrofundulus limnaeus, 909 nucleotides. RefSeq names its product gremlin-1. The record is from RefSeq and is a predicted model, not a curated record. Gene Ontology annotation, biological process: animal organ morphogenesis. Gene Ontology annotation, molecular function: BMP binding; receptor ligand activity. Lineage: Eukaryota; Metazoa; Chordata; Actinopteri; Cyprinodontiformes; Rivulidae.
GGGGGAGGCAGAGGGGGUGGGUUUUUCCCCUGAUGAAACUCAAGACCUGAUGGAGACGUUCAGAGUCGCUCCAGAGGACGCAGGACUCCAGGACUGAACACACCCUGCUAACUGGGACAGAACCAAGUCUGGUCAGGUGGAUUUURCACCCAGAAGCCUUUAACGAUGCAGUCACCCUCGGCGCUGAUCUUCGCAGUGGUUCUGGCUCUGCUUCACGACCCAGCSAACAGCACGGAACCGGAAACAUCCCAGCCGAACAAUCGCAGCCCGAACGAAUCAGAGGGCUGUCUCCUACCGCCCAUCGGCGGACUCCUGUCCCGCGCGCCGGGCCCCGUGGCUUCAAYGGACGAGGUGCUGGAGUCCAGCCAGGAGGCGCUGCUGGUCACGGAGCGGCGGUACCUGCGGCUGGACUGGUGCAAGACGCAGCCGCUGAAGCAGAGCAUCCAGGAGGACGGCUGCCUGAGCCGGACCAUCAUCAACCGCUUCUGCUACGGCCAGUGCAACUCCUUCUACAUCCCGCGGCACGCGCACCAGGAUGGGAGCGCCUUCCAGUCCUGCUCGGCCUGCAAACCCAAGACCUUCAGCACCGUCACCUACACGCUCCUCUGCCCGGGGCGGACGCCCAGCACGCGCAGGAAACGGGUCCAGCGCGUGAAGCAGUGCCGCUGCGCCACAGUCAGAACGGACUGAAGCCGUUUGAUGUGGACAUGGAGCGGACUUUAAUGUGAGGAGCUCGACUGGACAUGAAAUCUUAGACWCGAGGCUCAUGUUGGAGCCUCCAGCUGACCCGAAGGUAAACAAACGGACAGUGUUGUACAAAGUACCUCAAGAUGAUACUUCAGUAAAAGUACAAGUAUCUUAUCAUAAAAAUACUUUGGUAAAAGUUAAAGUMUUSUCUAAAAAUAUUAC